AUGCAAAUUCGAGGUGUUAUACUUGUCACAAUAGCUCUAUUUUUGGGCAUUGCUGCUUUAAUUCUUCAUUUAUUAGCUAUGUGUUCACCUCAUUGGAAAGUAACAGGACGAGAUCUUGAGCCAAAAAUGGCACCCGUUAGUUAUGGUCUAUGGCAACGAUGUGAAUAUUCGGAUAUUCCACUAACGAAACAAGGUGUUGCUUUUGGUACUCGACCAAAUGUUCAAAUAUGUUGGCCAAAUCGUUAUAUGAGAUAUUCACCGGAUAAAUUUGAUACAUGCUAUAGUAUUCGUCGAAAUUGUCCAGUUAUUGAAAAAAAUGACUUACCUGAAGGAUGUUCAUGUCGUUAUUUACCAUCAGCUAAAGCAUUACAAUGGUUAACAGUUUUAGCAGCUAUUUUUCUUGUAGUUGGUUUACUUUUACUUUAUUUAAAAACAAUAGCAUCACCACAAAAUGAUAGUGCGCUUCUUGUACUUGGUUAUGGACCGUUUAUUUGUUUUCUAUUAACAUUACUUUUAAUGGCAACUGGAUUAAUUCUUAUUGGUGCAUAUCUUCGACGAGAUAUAUAUGAAGAUUAUUCAUUUCCAUUAGAAAGUAUACUUAAUGAAACUCGAGCAUUACAAAGUUUUGAUUUACAUAGUCUUCGUAAUUAUGCUAAACAUCAUGAAAAAAUAUUUAGUCAUGAAAGUUAUCUUAAAGGUGAAGAGGAAUUAAUAAACGAUGCCAAUACACAUUUUCAUACAAAAAUUGGAUGGGCAGCUGGUUAUGAAAUAAUUGCAUUAGGAUUGAUGUUUAUUAUUACUGGAUUAUCAUUUUGGCUUGCUAUAAAAUCAAGAUCAGAAGAUAUUUAA
Messenger RNA from Rotaria sp. Silwood2, 849 nucleotides. The record is from the annotation of a GenBank genome assembly. NCBI's taxonomy places the organism in Eukaryota, Metazoa, Rotifera, Eurotatoria, Philodinida, Philodinidae.